This is a messenger RNA of Jatropha curcas, 1937 nucleotides long. NCBI's taxonomy places the organism in Eukaryota, Viridiplantae, Streptophyta, Magnoliopsida, Malpighiales, Euphorbiaceae. The record is from RefSeq and is a predicted model, not a curated record.
AGCAUCUCUCAUAGGUUCACUAAUACUUGACUUGACUGUUGGAAGGUCUCUUUAUAUGUGUUGUUCGGAAAGAGGAGAACUCAAUGAUUAUUCGUUCGCCAGAACCAGAAGUCAAAAUUUUGGUGGAUAGGGAUCCCUUCAAAACUUCCUUCGAGGAAUGGGCCAGCCCCGAUCAUUUCUCAAGAAUAAUAGCUAAGGGACCUGAUACUACCACUUGGAUCUGGAACCUACAUGCUGAUGCUCACGAUUUCGAUAGCCAUACCAGUGAUUUGGAGGAGAUUUCUUGAAAAGUAUUUAGUGCUCAUUUCGACCAACAUUUCGGCCAACUCUACAAUCUUCUUUGGCUGAGUGGCAUGUAUUUCCACGGUGCCCGUUUUUCCAAUUAUGAAGCAUGGCUAAGUGAUCCUACGCUGAGUGAUCCUACUCACAUUGGACCUAGUGCUCAGGUGGUUUGGCCAAUAGUGGGCCAAGAAAUCCUGAAUGGAGAUGUGGGCGGAGGCUGGGGGGGGGGGGGAAUAACCUUCGAUUCUUUUCAGCUUUGGAGAGCAUCUGGAAUAACUAAUGAAUUACAACUGUAUUGUACUGCAAUUGGUGCAUUGGUCUUUAUAACUUUAAUGCUUUUUGCUAGUUGGUUCCAUUAUCACAAAGCUGCUCCAAAAUUAGCUUGGUUCCAAGAUGUAGAAUCUAUAUUGAAUUACCAUUUAGCGGGACUAUUAGGACUCGGGUCUCUUUCUUGAGUGGGACAUCAAGUACAUGUAUCUUUACCAAUCAACCAAUUUCUAAACGCUGGGGUGUAUCCUAAGGAAAUCUCCCUUCCUCAUGAAUUUAUCUUGAAUCGAGAUCUUUUGGCUCAACUUUAUCCUAGUUUUGCUGAGGGAGCAACCCCAUUUUUCACAUUGAAUUGGUCAAAAUAUUCGAAAUUUCUUACUUUUCGUGAAGGAUUAGAUCUAGUGACUGGGGGUUUAUGGCUGAGCGAUAUUGGAUACCAUCAUUUAGCUAUUGGAAUUCUUUUCAUGAUAGCGGGUCAAAUGUAUAAGACUAACGUUCAUAAUGAUACCAUGAGUGCUUUAGGGCGUCCACAAGAUAUGUUUUCAGAUACUGCUAUACAAUUACAACCAGUCUUUGCUCAAUGGAUACAAAAUACCCAUGCUUUAGCACCUGGUGUAACAGCCCCUGGUGAAACAGCGAGCACCAGUUUGACUUGGGGGGGCGGUGAGUUAGUAGCAGUGGGUGGCAAAGUAGCUUUGCUACCAGGAACCGCAGAUUUUUUAGUCCAUCACAUUCACGCAUUUACAAUCCAUGUGACUGUAUUAAUACUUUUGAAAGGUGUUUUAUUUGCUCGCAGUUCCCGUUUGAUACCCGAUAAAGCAAAUCUUGGUUUUCGCUUCCCUUGCGAUGGGCCUGGGCGAGGGGGAACAUGUCAAGUAUCCGCCUGGGAUCAUGUUUCUUACUUCUUAGGACUAUUCUGGAUGUACAAUUCAAUUUCGGUAGUAAUAUUCCAUUUCAGUUGGAAAAUGCAGUCAGAUGUUUGGGGUACUAUAAGUGAUCAAGGGGUGGUAACUCAUAUCACAGGAGGAAAUUUUGCGCAGAGUUCUAUUACUAUUAAUGGGUGGCUACGCGAUUUCUUAUGGGCACAAGCAUCCCAGGUAAUUCAGUCUUAUGGUUCUUCAUUAUCUGCAUAUGGCCUUCUUUUCUUAGGUGCUCAUUUUGUAUGGGCUUUUAGUUUAAUGUUUCUAUUCAGCGGACGUGGUUAUUGGCAAGAACUUAUUGAAUCCAUCGUUUGGGCUCAUAAUAAAUUAAAGUUGCUCGCUGCUACUCAGCCUAGAGGCCUUGAGCAUUAUACAGGACGUGCUGUAGGAGUAACGCCAUUACCUUCUGGGUGGAAUUGCCAACAACCAUGGGCGUUCUUCUUUAGCAAGAAAUUAUUGCAGUAGGAU